This is a messenger RNA of Paramuricea clavata, 1346 nucleotides long. NCBI's taxonomy places the organism in Eukaryota, Metazoa, Cnidaria, Anthozoa, Malacalcyonacea, Plexauridae. The record is from the annotation of a GenBank genome assembly.
GUAGAUUAAAAGAAUCAAUGGUUUUGAGUAUGGCUACACAGCGAUCACCUAAAUUAUGGAUUUUAAUAUUCAUUUGCGUGCGUAAUUUCACGGAUGGAUGCGAAACCUACUUCAUAGCACCGACGGCUUGGUAUUAUAUCAAAUCCCUUGGGCAGAGUGAAAAAUUUCUAGCCCUAGUUUUAACUUCAUUCAAUCUAACUGCCGUCAUCAUAUCACCAAUAGUCGGAUACAUGGCGGAUCGUUUUGGACAUAUAAAAUUAUUAAUCGUUUUCACUUACGUCGUGAAAGUUUUGGGUAACCUGCUGUAUAGUAUCAAUGUAAGCGCAAUUUUCCCUUUAAUGGGCAGAACCGUUAGCGGUAUAGGGGAAAGUUCGUACGGGAUUCUUAUGGGGCAAGUUGCCCUUCAUACGAGCGAAGAAAAUCGUGCGGGAAUGUUUGUGUUUUUGGAAGCUACGUAUUGCCUGGGCACUGCAUUUGGCCCGGCGCUCGGCAGUUUCAUCACAUUUAAUGCUAAUAUCUUGGGUUGGGAAAUUGAUGCAGGGAAUUCACCUGGGAUCGUCUUGAUGUGCGUAUGGCUCGUAUCCUUAGUAGGAGCGCUUUUCUUACCCGGCGAUUUUGGAGAGAAAAGUGCCAUCGAAAAAGUGGAAGUCGAAAUGGUGACGUCAGCUACGAGUGAUACCGACGAUGACCGAACAUUGACCGACGAACACCGAAGACUGAGCGAAGAUGACCCGAAGCCAAGUAUUGAAUGCAACUCAAAAGUUUUAUGCCUAUUCUAUCUCAUCUUUUGGAACGAGUUUUUUUCAAGCACGGCAACAUUUUGUACUCCUCUGCUAGCCAUGGAACUGUUGCACCUGAAACUUAUUCACGUCAAAUUAUACUUCUUAAACAGUUCUUUAACGACAUUACUUUUAUUCAUUGUAAUGUACAUCGCUUCGGAUUAUUUUAAAGAACAGAAAAUAUUCUUGUUUUCAAUGGUCCUGCAGAUUGGCGCUAUAUCACUGCUAACAUCAUUUGCAUUCAGUUGGGAUCAUGUGUCCUAUGUUCACUACUACCUUCUGUUAUUUUACGUGUCGCUGGGAAUGCCUUACUUUGCAUUUUCCUCCGGUUCUUCCCUCAUGUCAAAAAUCACCGAUCCUAGGAACGCGGCGUUCUUCCAAGGCACUUCAUUCGCGACUGUACACUUGUCAAUCGUGGCGAGUCGUGUUACGGCGAGUUUUAUCUUUACAAAAAUUGGAUUGAUAUGUUUCAGUCUUGGACUCGCAUUCUUUUGGUUGGUCGGUGUGAUAUGGUACAGUGUACUGUAUCGCUCAUUUGAAACCACUGGUCAAAACUCAAAAUCUUAA